GGCAGAUUAGUGGGCCUGGCAGCAGCUAUGGGAGGCCAGUAAUCUGCCAGCACCCUAUCAUGACAAAAAAUGGAACACACCAGCAUUGUGAGGGAGACCUUAAAGUGGCACAUGGGCAGAGUGUGGCGAUGGAGACAGCAGCAAUGGCCAGGCCGUACAGCACCCUAUACAAAAAAUGGAACACACCAGCAGUGUGAGGAGAGCCUGAAAGUGGCACAUGGCAGAGUGUGGCGAUGGAGACAGCAGCAAUGGGAGGCCGUACAGGGACCC
Messenger RNA from Staurois parvus, 270 nucleotides. Lineage: Eukaryota; Metazoa; Chordata; Amphibia; Anura; Ranidae. The record is from the annotation of a GenBank genome assembly.